CAGAGCAGUAGCGCAUAAACGAAGAGACAGCGAGACAAACAAUGAUAAAGUUGUUAAUGAAAGCAUUAUGAUACUCACUUGGACUGCCGGAACCGUCAGGCUCGCGGUUAUACUUGCUCCAGGGCUCGGCGGCAUCGUCUUCGAAGCGCUGGUAACUGUCCCGUGCAGUGGAGGCCGGUUCGUGAUCGUCUCCACGGGCAGUCUGCAUUUGUGCGGCAACGACGUCCUCCUCCUGAUCGUCGUCUCUUUGACUUGGCCACCAGUGCGCGAGAUGUUAUCCGCAGCGCGGCUCACGCCGAAUAAGUACGCGAAUACGUCUGCUCUGCGUAGUGUGUAUACACGAGCAGUAAGUAUAUAUACAACUGCGCGAGCCGAGCGCGACGCGACCGUCCUAACAGGUGCCUGCUGACAGCUCAGCUGACAGCUACUAUAUAUAGUAUAUGCGAGAUCGCGAAGAGAAACGCCUUAUGUAAAUGUAGAGGGUGGUGUAGGCGUGUAGUAUACCUAAUAUAGGUAUGAUAUAUAUAGUUGCAGCAGAAUAUAUUAUACCUAUUAUGAUGAAAUAAAUGAUAUAAAUUAUAUAAAUGAACCAGCAAAUAAAUCAAACAAUGAGAUUGUUAUUGGUACAGGAUUAUAAACUACGAAAUGAGAACGUAAUGUAGAGUUUUUUGUGUGUGCAUAUGGCGGCACCUGAUAAUAUAAAUUAAUGUUCAUGGUUCUGGUUCAUGUAUUAGAUUAGAUAAAAUAACUAACCAUAAUAGUAAAAAUAAAAUGUGAGAAAAUUUAUUAGACCGAUGUAAGUUUCCAUAGCAUAAUUUGUAUGGACUUUGAAGUUUCGGACGUUCAGAGACGUUUAUUAGAUUUUAUUACAGUAUAUCUUGCAUUCUUAAUUUUGUUGCAUUUUUUUUUUACUUUGGGCUUUGUUUUUCUAUAUACUAAUAUGUUUUGUAAGUUUAUAUACGUAAGGUAAUAACUAUGUUCAUCUGCAACGAGUUGCGUGUUUGCGCUUAAUUCUCAAAUUAAUUCCUCAAAUUUUAAGCAUAAGAUAAAUAAAGCAUAUUUUUGAAAAGUUUUGAUUCGAUAAUUAUCUUACGAGAUGACUUUAAGAUGAUACUUGGAAGAUACUAAUAAGAUACAGCCAAAGGAUUGUUCCAUUGGGAGUUUGCGGGCAUGCAAUCAGUGCAGCAUCAAUUGUAAUGAUGAUCAAGCGAGUUGACAUUGAAAACUAACGCAUACACAGUGUCGGCAAAGAAAUCGUCUAACCUCAAAUGUUCUGUUCAUAAUUUUGUUUUCAAAGGCAAAAUAAAUUAGAAAAAUGAGCAAAUACGUUAAUCUGGCAAAUGUAGCAAGUAAUUAUGCAAAUCGCAUGAAUCGAUUGAGGAACAGAAUAUUCACAGAAGUGGUCAGACCCACUAAUCAAAAGUCAAUGAAAGUUGUAAAGCUUUUCAGUGAUAAGCCUGUUGACAAAAAUCCAGAUAUCGUGCAGUACUAUCCGAGGCUCAGAGAAACGCAUCUUUUGAUGAAAAAUCUUCGCUGGUACGGUCUAUUCCGAGACGAACAUCAAGAUUUCAAAGAAGAGAUGCAAAGGUUAAGAGCCCUCAGAGGUAAACCAGUUUGGAAGAAGGGUCAAAGCAAAAAGGAAAACGUUAAAACGUUAAAAUAAGUAGUUCACUAUGCGUUAUAUUUUAUGGAAUUCAAUAUUUAUUAAAAAACGUUGUUAUAAAACAAAAUAAAAUACAAUAUAAAAUGCA
Molecule: messenger RNA, 1751 nt
Organism: Nasonia vitripennis (jewel wasp)
Lineage: Eukaryota; Metazoa; Arthropoda; Insecta; Hymenoptera; Pteromalidae
Gene: mRpS33
Product: 28S ribosomal protein S33, mitochondrial
Exons: 2
Coding region: 1316-1663 (115 amino acids)
Cellular component (GO): mitochondrion
Source: RefSeq, a predicted model, not a curated record